AUGUAUUCUCCCUUUCAGAUCAAAUGGCUGGUGCUGAUACUGGCACUAAUAAACUCGGUCCACGGGAGAGCAACGAACCCUAAAAAAAUCAAGGCGAAUCCCGUUGAGCAAGGGAGCCAGGACUGCCCAACCAACGAAGCGUCCAAGUUCCCUGACAGCGUGAGGGUUCAAAUACAUCUCGUCCCCACAAACCCGGGCAACACCCCACCUCAAGAUGUUAGGAACCGAUCUAUAUCUCCAUGGGAUUACAGGAUUAACGAGGAUGCCAACCGGUUCCCCUAUGAGAUCUUUGAGGCCAGCUGCCGCUACAAUGCUUGCGUCGAUGCCUCAGGGCGAGGUUUGAACUACGGCAUGAAUUCUGUCCCCAUUCUGCAGGAAGUCCUCGUCCUCAAACGCAAGCGGAGAGGCUGCCAGCAAACCUAUUGGCUGGAGAAACAGAUGGUGACUGUGGGGUGUACCUGCGCCUUUGCUACCAUCUCUACCAAUGCCGACCUCGGGAAGAAUGGGUGGAACUACAGGGACUCAACAAGAGCCAACCAUGGACCGAAGCAAUAA
Messenger RNA from Euleptes europaea (tarantolino), 555 nucleotides. RefSeq names its product interleukin-17F-like. Gene Ontology annotation, molecular function: cytokine activity. NCBI's taxonomy places the organism in Eukaryota, Metazoa, Chordata, Lepidosauria, Squamata, Sphaerodactylidae. The record is from RefSeq and is a predicted model, not a curated record. The coding region runs from base 1 to 555 and encodes 184 amino acids. Gene Ontology annotation, biological process: inflammatory response. The transcript has 2 exons. Gene Ontology annotation, cellular component: extracellular region.